CACACACACACGUGAACAGCUACUUCAAUAAAAGCCAAACACACACAGCAUUUUCAUUUCAACACUUCACACACACAAAGCCGCAAUAUUCACUGUUUAAUCAAUCAAAAUAUUUUCUGGAUGAAGACGUGGAUUUUUCUUCAGUUAGCAGCUCUGUCUGCGGUGUGUGCAGCUCAACAGGACUGCUGGCGCGGGGCGUGCUACCCUGCGACGGGCGACCUGUUACCCGGCAGAGAGCAGCAGCUGCAGGCAUCUUCUACAUGCGGUCUGGUGGGGAGUGAGGUGGUCUGUACACCUCACGGACAGUGGAAAAUGAAAUGUUGUCCAUGUGACUCACGUAACCCUGUGGCGUCCAACGCUCACCCCAUCCAGAACGUCCUCUCAAGCGCUGGACAGAACAGAUGGUGGCAGUCCAAGAAAGAGGAGAAUCCGGUGACUCUACAACUGGAUAUGAAUGGCAUCUAUCACCUGGAUACUCUAGUGCUUAAUUUUAAGGGUCCGAGACCUGACGCUUUGAUCAUCGAGAGGUCGAAGGAUUUCGGUCGCACCUGGCAACCUGUCCUGUACAUGGCGACAGACUGUCCGUCGACCUUCCCACAAGUGGGCACCUCGUUUCCUCAUACGUUUGAGGACACGUACUGCUACACUCUGCCACCGACCGUUGGCGACACCUACAGGGACCAGAAGGUCCAUUUUUAUCCUCUACGACAGUUUUCCAACAUCGAUCUGCCAAACGAAUAUAAGAUUGAAGUGGCGUCUGGUUUUACUGGUCUGCGAAUAAAUCUGACCAAGUUGGGUCAAGUGCCCAGUAUGCCGGGUCGCAGACUGAAUCAGUUCUACGCCCUGAGAGAGAUGAUGGUCAUCGGGUCAUGUUUCUGCCACGGACACGCAAACCGCUGUCUUCCUGACACGACAACUAACAACUUGCCCAAAACACUGAUAGGUGGUGAGUGUGAAUGUCAACACAACACCGCUGGAGUGAACUGUGAGCGAUGUGGCGAACUCUUCAACGACCUGCCGUGGAGACCAGCGGAAAACGGCAACACACAUACCUGCAAACGUUGUGAGUGUAAUAAUCACGCGGAUCGCUGUCACUUUGACACUGUUCGAUAUGAAGCGACGGGUCGCAGGAGUGGAGGAGUGUGUGACGGGUGUGUGCAUCACACUACAGGACCAAACUGUGACCGCUGCGCACCCAAUUACUACCCAAACCCACUGAGCAACAUGCAGAGUCCAGACGCCUGCUUACGGUGUCAGUGUAACUCGGUGGGCUCUUUGAACUCUGGUCAGUGUGAUUCAGUAACAGGAGUUUGUGCGUGUAAAGCUUACGUUGAGGGCGCGCGCUGUGACCAAUGCAAAGCUGGAUACUACAACCUCAACGCAAACAACCCAUUCGGCUGCUCCAAGUGUGUGUGUAGUUCAGUGGGGACAGUGAGCAGUGUGUGUGAUCAGCUGACGGGUCAGUGUGUAUGCCGCUCUCAUAUGGAGGGUUUGUCAUGUGAUCGCUGCGUUCCGGGUUACUGGAAUCCCACAUCACCCAACGGCUGCCAACCAUGUGACUGUGACCCCAACAACGCCCACAGUGCCACCUGUGACCAGGGCACUGGUCAAUGUCGCUGUCGUCCUGGAUUUGGGGGCCGGACUUGCGGCGGUUGCCCUGACAACAUGUACGGAAGUCCUCUUAUUGGCUGCAGAUCAUGUGACUGUGAUCCUUUGGGCUCAGAAUUGGGCGGUUGUGAUAAGCGUACAGGUGUGUGCCGCUGUAAACCAGGUGUUAGUGGUCCUCGCUGUGACACCUGCAGUCGCGGCCAAUGCGCCAGCUUUCCACAAUGCCCAUUGUGCCCGUCGUGUUUCUUCACUAUGACCACCCAUCUAGAGGAUCUGACCCGCAGUCUGGAAUGCCUCAGUAACCACGUGCUCGUCCCAAGCCCCGGAACCACGUCCAGUGAACUGAGUCGCAGGAUCAGAACUCUACAGAACCAGCUCAGAGUGAUUCAAGAGUCCAUGAUGCUCCCGCCACAGUCCAGCAGAAUGCUGAACGAAGCCCUUGAUGAACUCGACAGACUCAGGUCUCAGAUUAAGAGUUUGACUCGAGAUAUCUCACCCGUACCGUCCGAUCCGGGACUAGAACGGACUUUAAAUGGGUUGCAGGAGUUACUGUCAUCAAUACGACUGGAGUACUUCACCAAGAGAGACGCAUUCACAAAUACAGCCGGAUUGAACACCACCAGUUACUUUUACGACAUUCAGAAAUCGUAUGACGAGUCGACAGAUGCGGUCAAAAGAGCCGAUGCCACGAAAGAAACUAUCAAGAACUCUGCGGACAUCAGAGAAAACGCAAAGAACGAUCUAAAUAACGUACAGCCCGCCAACACUAAAGAUCUGCAGAAACUAACGGAGGAUUUGGCAACCAAACCCAAUCUCACCCCUGUCGCUGUGAAGGUGUGCGGCAGUACUCGUGUGGAGCCCUGCACUCCUGAACUCUGUAAAGGUGACUUGUGUCCUCCUGACGGAGCGCCCCCGUGUGGUGUGGAGAAGCCUUGCAUCGGGGCAUUGCCAAACGGCAACAAGGCGUUUCAGGACGCAGACGAGGUGAAAGCCAAACUACAAGACCUCAACAACAAGAUUACACAAGCUGCAGCACAGAUACAGGAAGCUGAAGAUUCGACCAAAAAUGUGCGACUGUCUACGGAUGAUCUGGCUAAUCAGAUCAAGCAGGUACGAGCUGAUGUGGACGAAGACCUGAAAGACACCAAAGACUUCAUAAAAACACUGAAGGACUUCCUGGCGGCCCCUCAUUCGGACCCUGAUCAGGUUCAGCGGGUCUGUGAAGGCGUUCUUCAGGCGGAGUUGCCCAUGAGUCUGGAGAAUCUGAAGAGGAAACUGAAGGAGCUGCAGAAUCUGGCCUCGUCUCUGCCCGACAGCAGCCGCGUCCUGGAGAACACCAGACCAGAGCUGGAGAAAGCACGGCAGUUACUGGAGGAAGCACAGAGCGCACGAGACGCUGCCUUUGGCAUACAGCAGGACGUGGAGAGUGUUUUGAAUUCAAUGGACGACAACGAGGCCCUUUUUGCCGACCUGGAGGACAAGAUCCAGCAGAGUGUGGAAAUCGCGAGGACCGUCAAGCGGGAUGUUGAAAAGAUUGAGGACGUUUUGGCUCCUGCAGAGAAACAGAUUGUGGGUGUCACAGGGUUGAUGGAUAAGAUUCCCCUGCUGAUGGAAGAGUUAAAUAAAGAUCUGAUGACAGGAACAGCACUCGCCAAUGAUGCUCAAGAUCAGGCCGAUUCAGCUCAGGACGAGGCCGACCGGACUGCAAAGGACCUGGAAGUGUUAAAAGAAGAGAUUGAGAAGCUGAAACAGGCGGCGGCGGCGAACAAUCAGGCGGGUGAAGUGGGCGUGCGUUUACAGAAGCUACAGGAAGAGGCGGGGUCUCUGAUGAAUGACACCACAGAUAUUAAGAAGGCACUGCAAGAUAAGGAGGCAUCCAUACGUCAGGCGUCAGUACAGAUACUGGAGAACGCCGCUCGACUGUCAGGCCUCGACGCUCAGGUGGAGGAACUUCGAGAUGAUAUUCGAUAUAAAGCAACAAGACUGAACAUCUGCCAGGGCUGAUGUCACAAACACACUCUUAUUUGGAUAAACACCUGCACUCAUUUACAAGCUGCAUACGCAUACAUUUAAAGGGAUAGUACACCCAAAAUAAAUAUGGGGGGGUUAAUGUAUAGAAUUGAUUCUGUAUUUGAUGUUGUGCCUGUUUGUCUUAUGGAUGGAAUCAAUAAAAAUGGUUAAAAAAAAAUAAAAUAA
Xyrauchen texanus (razorback sucker) is the source of this 3804-nucleotide messenger RNA. It is a transcript of the gene lamb3, whose product is annotated as laminin subunit beta 3. The record is from RefSeq and is a predicted model, not a curated record. Bases 121 to 3612 code for a protein of 1163 amino acids. Gene Ontology annotation, cellular component: basement membrane. Lineage: Eukaryota; Metazoa; Chordata; Actinopteri; Cypriniformes; Catostomidae. The transcript has 23 exons.